AUGCGACAGGGUGGUCUGCAGCCAUCCAGCAUGGCAUUGUGGUGCCUCAAUGCGCAAUCUCCGCGUCUCCACGACCUUGCAAAACAGUGCUGCACGACUUCCACGGAUCCUGAACUUAUCCGCAUCCUGGAGGAACUCUCUCAAGCCGCUGAGGCUCUGGCUAUAGCUGUGGGACACGAAAGCCCCUUCCAGACGCCCCUCCUUUGCUACAAGAACGACGUGGACAAAUUACUCAUGUUUCUCUACCUCGAAUCGCCCAAGGAGGACCGAUUCCCUGACAUAGUGUGCAAAUUAAACCAAAAAUUUUCUCCACACUCUAAAGACAGGGAAAUCCAGUCAUUUCGCAGUGACUAUGCGAGGCUGCUAACAUCGGUGGAUGAAGUUGAGCGCUACAUGACCACCGCUUGGUUGCCCAAUCGUGAAACAGCCUUUGCAGUUCUCUUUAGCGACGCCCAAGCCGUAGCUCGCCAUCUCCCCUACACCUUCUUCGACCAGGUUGGAACACGUCACCAUGGGCUUUUCGUACAGGCGGUGAAGAAAACGCAGACUGAAUUCGGUCAAGUUGUGCUUUCGGUGUUAGCCGAUGCGAAAGAAGAGCUCACUGAAGCAAAGCUUAUUCAGAUUGUAGACGCUAUGGAGUCUCAUUAA
This is a messenger RNA of Echinococcus granulosus, 648 nucleotides long. RefSeq lists its product as hypothetical. Bases 1 to 648 code for a protein of 215 amino acids. Lineage: Eukaryota; Metazoa; Platyhelminthes; Cestoda; Cyclophyllidea; Taeniidae. The transcript is spliced from 4 exons. The record is from RefSeq and is a predicted model, not a curated record.